AUGAAGGAAGUGACUGUGGUAAUACUGAAACGAGAGAAAGACAGAAAGGUGGGUGUGUCUGCUGAGAGCUGUUAAGCAAGCCUUUACUCUUGAUCAGGCUGGUUGUGAUGAGCCAUGAUACCUUGUUUUUCUGUGUAGGUCAAUUACCAACGCCAAACCAAAUAAUGCAACAGUCACGCAGAAACACCCAGACAAGUUUUAUUAGCUUGUGGCCUAGGUAAUCUGCUCAGCUCUAGGCAUUUUAGGACAUAGGAAAGGGUGGGUAUCUGUUUUUGCUUGAAGGGACUGACAGUACUUAAUGUAUUUUGGUCAGUGUGCAGCAGUGAGUUAAGUAAAAGUGCAAAAUUUUUCUGGUCAGUUGUUGAAUUUUUAUUUGAAAGCUACGGUGGCCGAUAGCUGCAAUAAAAAAGAAUGCAAAAAAAAAAAAGUUGAAAAAGUAACUUUUUAUUUUUUGCACCACCACUUUUUUGUGUCGUUAACUUCCGUUGUGGCUUUUUUCUGUUUUAUCUGCAUAGUUUCUUUUUUUUUUUUUUGCAUCGGUAACUUCCGUUGUGACUUCUUUUUUUUGCAUUCUUUUUUUAUUUGCAGCAGUGGCGAUUCUUGGCCACCAUACAAAUCAUCCCCAAAUCACAAUUACAAAUAAUCAUUGCAAUCCACUCAAGUUUAGGGGAUAUUAAAGAGAUUUCUUUCAACUAACAGUUUAAAUUAAGGAUAUUUUACUGCAGUGCAAUAAGUAAGAUGUGAAAUUCGCUCUAUUUUCCUGUACAGCAGAAUUUGUAACCAAGCCAAACAAAACAUAAAAAGGAAAACUAUUUAGAUAGUUUAAAAAAAACCAGUUAAUUUUCUGAUAGAUUGAAAAAAUAAUAUCCAGAGAUAUUUUUUAAUCCAAACGUAUCCCCAAAAUAAAACGUAUUUCAGACGGCUUCAUAUUCAAAAUCACAACAAAUCGAUCAUAAGAUAAAAAAUAACCUACAGUAAAGAUAUUAAAAAUAUUGACGUAGAAAAGGAAGAAGACGAAAAAUAAAUUGAAAGUUACCUGGUUGUAUUUGUCGCUUUUGAGAAGGCGCCUUUAUUGUGAAAGGACCCAACCGGAAGUGGAAGACAUUUGCCAUCAAGAAGAUAAACAAGCAGCCCACACGUCAUUUCAUAUUUGGUAGGAGAGUUUGUGCUGUUUUAAUAUACAAAGUUGAUGUAAUUGUUUCAUGGACACAGUUUGUCGAAGUUUGUGAGCGCUUUUGUCCACCGGGGUGUGUUGUUUGUUGUUGUUUUUGACGGUGAAAGGCUAACAGCAGGCUCGCUAGCAUCGACAUGCAUCAUGAAAAACUCCUCAGGCUUUGUUACAGAAACUUAUCAUUUGUACUUUAAAUGCUCACGAUAAAUCUACAGUCAGUAAGCAUGUACUGUUUGCAAAGUAAAUCUACCGUUUAUACUUAGUUUGAGUUAAAAAAUAUUCGCAAAUUCUCCAUUACCAGACAGUUUUCAACAACGUCCUCUUCGCUUCCUUAUAUAGUCAACCUGAAAGUCUCGACUGUUAGUUUGGAUCAGGUCUGAGGAACUUGACGGGGCUGAAAUAAGUUCAUGAUUCAUCAGAUAUAAUAGUUUAACGAUCAAUGAGCUCAAUCCAUCCAUUAAUUUAGCAUACAGCAGGUUACAGCAAAAAGGAAAAUUCCCCUUUAACAGGCAGAAACCUUGAGCAGAACCAGACAGCCAUCUGCCGAUACUGCAUUAGGUUUAGAGAGAAGAAGAACUUUAUAAUCCCUAAAGGGAAAUUCAAUUGCCUGUUGUCUCACAUGACAUGUCUCUAAAAGUUAUCUAUUUACACAAGAGUUGUAAAGUCUAAAGUUAGUACAAAAGAUCUUUUGAAUCUUUCUGUCCUGCAGUGAAGAGAGAGGAACCGUCCACCACCAUUGGCCCUUUGGUCCAUCAAGGUGUUGUGAAGUGAUCCAUGUUCUUUAGAAUAGUCUUCACCUUCUUCAGUGUAGAUCUCUCCAUCACAUCCUCCACUGAGCCAGCCUUUUUCACCAGUUUGUUUAGACGUCUUGCAUCGUUGUAUAUGAUGUUUCCUCUCCAGCAGAAAUCAGCGUAGAACAGAACACUGUAGAUCUACACCACAGACUGAUAGAACAUCUGCAGCAUCUUACUGCAGAUGUCUAUUGAUCAAAGUCUUCUCAGGCAAAAGAGGCAGCUCUCCACCUUCCUGUAGAUGAAGUCUAUAUUAUUAGACCAGUCCAACUUAUUAUCCAGAUGUACACCUCGGUAUUUAUAUGAUGUCACCACUUCAAUGUCCACUCCACAGAUGUUCACACUGGCUGAAGAGGGGAAGAGGGGGUUUGGAUCUAUGGAAGACCAUCUCCUUUGUCUUUGAGGUGUUGAGGAGGAGGCAGUUUGUGUGGCUCCAGUCACUAAAGGCUCUUAUCAGAUCUCUGUAUUCAGCUUCUUGUUAGAUAGAUAGAUAGAUAGAUAGAUAGAUAGACACACACACAGAUAGAUAGUUACAGCAGCAAAAAACACAAAAUAAAAUUAAAUAUAAGAAGAAUUAGGUACAAUGCAGACUAAAAAUACUAAAAAAGCAGACAGGUCCAAGACAGGAACAGGUCUGCAGCAAUGAUUCAGAGGAACCUGUGGUAGAGCACAGGGACUCCCCACUGAGGUGGUUUUGGUUUCAAUAAAGGUUGAACUGAUCUCUCAUUUGUGAUUGUGUUUCUCUUUUGUCCUUCCAGGUCACAAGAAAAAUAUGGCAUCUAAAAGUGCAAGCAGCGAGGAAGAGCAGAGCCUUCGAGUGUGUGAGCAGUAUGUCAAGAAACACAACAUCCAGCAACUGUUGAAGGACUGCAUAGUCCAGCUAUGCACAGCCCAGCCGGAUCGGCCCAUGGCCUUCCUCAGGGACUACUUUGAAAGAUUGGAGAAGGUGAGUGCUGACAGUGGUGCUGAGUGAAACCCCAAUAUCUCUUAUUAUAUCUUAUAUCUUAUCUUUUUAUAAGCAUUAAGAGAGGAUUUUACCCAAACACCUCUAACUCAGUUUAGAGAAACCUGGUAACCUUAUUUAGUAAUGAUUCUGACCUGCUUAGUAGCAGAGCUGCUUUGCAAAAUCAGCUCCACAUUGGGGGUCCCCUGCAUGUUUGUUCUAUGACCGUGUGAAGACACCUUUUAUCUCAGCAUGAAUCUGUGGAGGGAUAAUUACAGGUAGGUUGUCUUAAGGUGUUGUUUUGUGUUCAUGUUGCACCACAGGAGGAGGCCCAGCAGGCGGCUGUGCAACAGAGGUCUAGGCUACGGUCAGACUCCCGUGAGGAUGAAGUUUCCCCACCCAUGAACCCUGUGGUGAAGGGUCGAAGCCGAAGAGGGGCCAUAAGCGCUGAGGUGUACAAUGAGGAAGAUGCUGCUUCCUAUGUUCGAAAGGUCAGAGAUGAUAAGAUCGUUUUUGUUCACACAGAUCUUUAUGACCCUGUUGCAAUUUUCUUUUUUAUUUGAAGUUUGUAUAUUAAUGAGGGAAAAUGUCAUCUCCUCAUACUAUCAUGUUGCAAAAACAAAUAAAGUCAUAAAAGGACACAAAUCAAGGGAUUUGUCUGCUAAAAUUGGAGCAGUAUUGCCUUUAAUUGUACUUUACUUAGGGGUGAAUGUGUGGCUUAAACUACUUUAGUUUUGAUUCUAUUGUAGGUUUAUCCUGAUAUUCACUGAUGUAUGGAAAAGGAAUCUUUGUUUUUAUUAUUGUUUUUACUGAAGGUCAUCCCCAAAGACUACACAAGCAUGGCCGCUCUGGCCAAAGCCAUGGAGAGGAACGUGCUGUUCGCCCACUUAGAUGACAACGAGAGGAGGUAUGGCGUCCAAAUCACUCACAUAAAUGUUUGAGAAUCAUUUUCAAAACAUCUCAAGCUAAUUCGUCGUUUUUGCCCACAGUGACAUUUUUGAUGCGAUGUUUUCUGUCAACUACAUGGCUGGAGAAACAGUCAUUCAGCAGGGUGAGUCUAGACCACUUUUUAUUGGAGACUGCUGCUUUGUCACUCUCUUCAUUCUCCUUCUUUCAGUGAACUUUUUACCUUUUCUGUUCCAGGUGAUGAAGGAGACAACUUCUAUGUUAUCGACCAGGGAGAGAUGGAUGUAAGAUCUUUGUGCUUACUUUUGAGCUCUAGCAAACAUCUGCCCGUGUUUAUUAAUAAUAUGAAAAGCUGUUGCUGUCCUCUAGUGGCCAAAAUACAAACAAAAACAUUGUUUCUGUGAAGAACUCAAACUGAUUUUAAGGCCCCUUUUAGACAAACAAAAUCAUUUUAUUUGUGUUAACUAAGAAUUAAUCGUGUGUAUUAGAAACAGAGAGUACAUGAUGGGAGAGUAUUCAUAGAGUGGUCACAUAAAAUGCACCAGCUGGAAGAUAAAGAGGAAACAAGUGCUUGUUGUGUGCAAAAACAAACCAACUCGUAUCGUAUACUUUUUGUCCUUGUAAGCCACCGUAACUCCACUUUGAGAGACGUGAGCGGGGGAGGGUGUGAAUGUAAAAUGUGACUGCCAGAUAAAACUUAAUACUUCCUGUUCUAUACUGAUUUUGACACAGCUUCAUUUUUUUCAUUUAAUCUUAAUCUAAUCUUUAAUCUUUAUCUUUAUUUGAACAUGAUAAAAAUAAUGAUGAAGUAAAAACAAAACCAAAAGACAAGGCUUUAUGAAAAGAAAAUAAUAAUAGUAAUAAUAAUAAAUUAAAAAAAAUAAUAAUAAUAAAAUCAAAGACAAGCCUAACAGGCAAUAAUCAGCCAUUUGUAGCUGUAGUGGAAAGAUAUACAGUGUGUCAUCAGAACCCUGAUGAGUCAAUCUUGCUCUCUUUUCUCUUUCCAGGUUUACGUGAACAAUGAGUGGGUGACAAGCAUCGGGGAGGGGGGCAGUUUUGGCGAGCUGGCUCUGAUCUACGGGACACCUCGUGCAGCUACUGUUCGGGCAAAGUCAAACGUCAAGCUGUGGGGCAUAGACAGAGACAGCUACAGGAGAAUACUGAUGGUAAGGUGUUAAGACGUGAAACUAAUGGAAGUCAAUGCUUUGGCUGAUAAUUACUAUUGGUGUCUGUUUAUAGUGGGACAAAGAUAUCUGACCAGAUUGUUGGAGGCAAAUUAAAGAAUAUCCAACAUUUCAAAUUAUUUUAGGGAAGCACUCUGAGGAAACGCAAGAUGUACGAGGAGUUCCUGAGCAAAGUCUCCAUUUUAGGUAAGAAGUAAAGUUGAUCUGUAUUGUUUGGCUGAGUCAAAUUACCUGUCAUUGACCAUAUAUAUAUAUACAAAAAGUGUGAUUUAUUUUGAUGUAAACAGAGUCUUUGGAGAAGUGGGAGCGUCUGACAGUGGCUGAUGCCUUGGAGACCGUGCAGUUUGCAGAUGGCCAGAAAAUUGUGGUGCAGGGAGAGCCUGGUGAUGAGUUUUUCAUCAUCCUGGAGGUUUGCAUCAACUUUUUCAAGCGUUAAAAAUUUAAUAACACUCACUUAAUUUUGUGAUGGGUAGUAAAAGACUUCUUUGUUGGUCUGUUAGGGGACAGCUGCUGUGCUGCAGAGACGGUCAAACAGUGAGGAGUUUGUGGAAGUUGGCAGACUGGGGCCAUCAGACUACUUCGGUAAGUCUUUCUGUUUUAUGCUGCAAAGACAAAAAAAAUAAAGACACUGUAGAUAAAAGUCAUGUGAGGCUUAAAUUCAUGUUCAAAUAUUUGAUAUUUAGUGUAAUUCAAUAAGUGAAAGGCGUCAACAAACCACAUGGCUUCAGUUUACCGCCUUUCACUGAUUAUUUGUCUUUCCUCAGGUGAGAUUGCCUUGCUCAUGAACCGGCCCCGAGCUGCCACUGUCGUCGCAUGCGGACCGCUCAAAUGUGUGAAGCUGGACCGGCCGCGGUUCGAGCGAGUUCUGGGUCCUUGCUCCGACAUCUUGAAGAGAAACAUCGAGCAGUACAACAGCUUCGUAUCCCUGUCUGUCUGAACUUGUCAGUAUUCAAACUCCCUCUUCUUCCACUGUGGGUCCCACCAUAGCAUAUAAGCUUUAUUUCAAUUAGUACUAUGCUCUUUCAAAUCUGUUACCACGCCUUUAAGAUCACUUCUACACCUGUUACUGCUCUUUUUUAUUGUAUUUAUUUUAUUUCCUCUGUUUGUAUAUAAAAGCACAGAUUUUUCUGAUGUAAAGGAAAGUUUUGAGGUCAGAGGUUGUCGUCUCCGGGUGAGGCGGAUCCCAACACCAAACAGGUCUUUGCAAAUUGCUGGUUUAGAUUAUACUAGAUAGUAGUGUGAGCCUGACUGGUAGCGAGAUGAUGCUGUCAAAAAAAACAUCUGAUUCAAAACUCUUAACUCAGAUUUCAUCAUGUCAAAAUCUUCUUAGUGGAGCUUCUCAUGGCCACGAGUAAAAGUAAAGUUUAUUAUACAUGAGGAACUGUAAAAUACACAGACUUAAAAAAACAUCCACGUGAGGAUGGUCAUACAUGAUCUUAAAAUAUAGUUUUCAUUAAAUUUAUGACCAAAAAAUUUGCAAAAAUAACAACAUUCCCUUAAAUAAGUACAUUUUAACAUUGUGUUUGUAAAGAUGGUUAAAUUUGCUCACUAUCAGCACUGUGUCGUGAUGCUGGUAUUGGCGUUAUUCUUCUAAAUAUCUAUAUCUAUAUUUCUAUAUUCGUAGUAUUUGUGAACCUUGUAGACACUCCUCUCUUGAACAGUUGCCUUGAAACUCACACUGCAUGAUUUUACACAGAAGUACUUGUGCCAGCUGUGGAGGAUCGACUGACAGAGAAAUGGAAAAAAAAAUCUUGUAAACAUUAUUUGUUAUGACUUAAUAACUUCACUUCCUUUUUCUCCCUUAGCCAACUUCAAAUUAAGCCUCCAAGCAGAUUCGCUGCGGCACAUACAAAUAAUUGGAAGAUCACAGCUUUUGCUCAUGUCGACUUUUGUUUGGAGUGAAGGCAUCUAACUACUGGUUUAAGCCACAUUCAGUCAAAGUCAACUCUAACAAGAAUAUACAGAAAGUGCUUGUUUAGCAUAGAUGAAACUAUGGGCAAAAAAGAAGAAAUAAAUGAACAACCGUCGUUGACAUUGAUUGGACUGUUUAUUAAGGUAGUUGCUUAAAUGUUGAAUUCUGUUAUCGGGCUGGAUAAACUGUUACACAGCAAAAGUUUCUUGUUAGAAAAAAAAAAUCCUCUUGCAGUAUGAAAGAAACAGAGCUCUGACUUUGAAAUAUCUCUUGACAAUCACUUAUAUCCACCACUUUUGCCUUUAGUACACAGUGACACCAGAAGGAUAGGACAGAUGACUUCAUGUGUUUACUUGAAGUAUGCACAAGCUUCAUACACACGUCUUAUUAACUUAAAAAAAAAGUUUGAACUGCUGCGGCAAGCAAAAAGACGUCAGCACUCUCAGUCAAGUAUAUGGCUGCUGAUAAUUUCCUGCUUUCACUCGAGUGCUGAAGUCUAUUUGCUUGCUGUGUUUACUUUGAGUCACAACUGGGUGGCGGCAGUGCUUCGUCCCUGCUGCUGUCCCAACACUGACACAGAUAUGGAUGCAACAUUAGAGUAUGGUUACUAUCUCAGGCUUCAGCUAGAAAAAAGCUAAUUACACGAAAUAAGUUGCCUUAUUUACUGAGGAUAAAAUCCCAUAAACCACAGCAAUAAAACUGUUUUUCUUCUUGAAAUUACCUGAUUUAUUAGAAUUAGUUUUGCUUUUCCUUGAUCUGCCUUUAUAUUAACUCUUAACCUUUUUUUCCCUUGAUUAUUUGUUCUGUUUUGUUAGUAUUUAACUCAUGGGUACUGAUCUAGUUUAAUGCUGUUUCUCAUUUAGGAUUGGCAGGAUGUGUUUUAGGGUUUUUUUUCAAAAUCUUAAUCUUUAAAAUAGUCAAAUUAUUUCUUAAACUCUGCUUACAUUGAAUGCUUUUAUUUUUUUGUAUACACCACUGUGCUACAGUGUAUUAAUGACUGUAUUUUUGCACAGUUUGUGAUAAACAGAACCAUUAAUUCAGAUGAAUUAUGCAUUUACACUGACAAAUUUCGCAACCGAGCCGGUGCCAAAUAUGGUGUUGUGAUAUCAAGAUUCCAAAGCCUUAAUAAAGAACUCAUGGUGUUAUGGAGAUUUGCAAUAGUCUUAAAAGGCAGAUGAAGUGUUGGUAUCGUAUCCAGGCUAAGUUUUCUUGUGUUUUCCUCGAGUUGUAAAAAAUCUUGUCAAAGCAGCUAAAGUUGUUAAAUGCCGAACACUGUUUAGUGUCAUAACUCUGCCGUAAGAAAAAGUGAAGGAAACAAGGACUUGAUGCAUUGUUGUAUUCUAAAGAUACUAUUGUUAUAGAGGUUUGAGGUUUCACUGCUUCUUUCACAAAAAGACACAUCAGCAUGUAACCAACUUAUUGAAACUGUGUACGUGGAUCUACAUCACAUAAGUCAAAGCAUCACUUCCAGUCUAAGAUCUGUACUCUUAAGUGACGCUCACUACUCAGGUUUUGCUGUGUUGUUCUUCUCUCACUCAGUUAGGGUUGGGGUUUGGGCAUCGGUCAAUAAUCAGAAAAUACAGAGUGUUUCAAAUUCAGGAGAGAAGUAGGGAGGAAUCCAAGAGUAGAUGGCGAGUACGUUUGUUAUUGCCAACUGGCAUACUCAGUAAACGGGUUAUGGGAUAUAUAGAAAGCUUCUCCUCGGACUCUUUACACCCAAGAAUGCAAAUCCUUUUUCCCCAAACUUGUUAAAUCCACUGUUGAAACAACUCCUUUAACUUUUUAUUCCUUUUCGGGGUCAUAAUCCUGUCUUUAAAUUCUGUUGGAUUAUACUUUUGUUUAAGUCAUGCUGUUUCUGAACAUGUUUGGUAUGUAUUUUCUCUGAUUCUGUAUACCCCCAUUAUUGUAGUGUUAUAUCUCUGAACUAUAUGUACCCUGUACACAGUACUGUAUUUUCAGAUCAGCUGUAUCUUUUGACACGUUUGCAGAGAACUUGUACUGAAAACUUUCUUUUCUUUCAGCAGUUCAAGCAAUAAAGAGAUUGAGUUUUAAGGCCU
Xyrichtys novacula (pearly razorfish) is the source of this 8964-nucleotide messenger RNA. NCBI's taxonomy places the organism in Eukaryota, Metazoa, Chordata, Actinopteri, Labriformes, Labridae. The record is from the annotation of a GenBank genome assembly.